Drosophila santomea is the source of this 8151-nucleotide messenger RNA. RefSeq names its product supporter of activation of yellow protein (gene e(y)3). NCBI's taxonomy places the organism in Eukaryota, Metazoa, Arthropoda, Insecta, Diptera, Drosophilidae. The record is from RefSeq and is a predicted model, not a curated record. Bases 772 to 6780 code for a protein of 2002 amino acids. The transcript has 12 exons.
CUGAUUUUCAUUUGUCGUGACGAGUACCUCGGAAUCGAAAAGAAAAAAACAUAAGCAGACAGGCGAAACAGAGCAUUCCGUUCAAUAAUGAAUGCAUAAGAACGUUCGACGCGCGCCGAGAACCAGUCUGCGUAUGAGUCGUGCGUGCGGCCAGCGUGUUGGAUAUUUUUUUUGAGGUUUGCGCUAGCUUCCAAUGCACUCUCGUGUCGCCCUGCCUUCUGUACCAUCGAAUUUGAAUCGUUAAAAGUGCGUGGAAAAGUGUACGAAUCGAAACCAAUACACGGAAAGUGGGACAACGGCGACCGAGAGCGCUCGUUGCGCUUGUCUCUGUUUCUGUGUCUGUGCCUGUGUCACUGCCUCUGUGUGCGAGUGUGUGUGUGUGUGUCGUUCUGUUGCUGUUGUGUGUGUGCGUGCGUGUGCACUGCCACUGUGUGCGUGCGAGCAGUGCCUACUGCGGCCGAGUCGAGUGCUGCCCGUGCUUCGAAAUCGCAUUGUAUCGUAUGGAAAAAUGUGUUUUACUUCUCGCCCAACAACGCCGAACGCCUAAAAGGAAACACCGCGCCGCGCAGCAGCAGUCAAAGUGCAUAGAAAUAUGAGCAUGCCAAUGCCAUCAAAGGCAAACGCAACAGCAAACGCAAAAGCAAAUCCAAAUCGCGAAUUGUGCACGCAAAUCAAAAGCAGGCGCUCUUCCACUCCACCAUCUUCUUUUGUCUGACUCUGAGCGACGACUUUGCCGCAUGGCUGGCGGCCACUGGACAAUCGAAUUUAGCAAUGAAUGAUUUACGUCAGCAGCAGAUGGUAGCAGCGACAUCGUCAUCAGGAUCGGAAUCGGGAACAGCGGUAGAAUCGGCAGCCGCCACGUCCACAGCAGGACCAGCCGGAGUAGCAGGUAGCACCCAGUCGAACUGUAGCGCCAAUAGCAACGCCAAGUCAGUGGCAGCGAGCAGCACGAGCGAGGAGGAGCAGCGAGUUAGCUCCACGUCGUCACCAGCCCAGCGGGAUCAGCAGCUGAAUGCGGAUCGGGAGCGGGAACAGGACCCAGAGCCACAGCAGCAGCGGGAGGAGGCACUGCAGCACCAGCAUAAUCAGCCCGGCCAUAUAACCAGCACCACAGCGUCGCCUCCGCCGACGCUGCCACCGCCGACGACGCCGUGCGACGAUGCCCCAAGCACAACUGGAGCAUCUGCAUCGGCCAGCUCAGCAUCCGGAGAAGCACCACCAGCAGCGGAAGCAGCAGGUGGAGCGAUGGCUGCUACGGCGCUUGAAGUAGAGAGCGAGGAGCGGGAUGGACAUAAGAUCAUCCUGAAGCUCUCCAAGCACGUCAACCCCAACUCAAACGCAAAUGAAUCUCAGCCGAGCGGCGAUGAGAGGCGGGUGGAGCCCCUGCGCAUCCAGCUGCCCUGCGGCGGAGCCGAAGGAGGCUUGGUGGCGAAGCCGCAAGAUGCCUUCGACGCGGACGCCUCUUCCUGCUCAUCAUCGUGCGCCGAGGACGAGGUAGCUACCACACUCGGCCAACAACUACGGAACACCCCGCACAUUGUGCCAAAGCUGACCAUCCGCGCCGCGAACGAGAGGCGCGUGGGCAGCGUGGUGCCCAAGCUGACCAUCAAGUUGCCUGAGAACCCGGCUGCUUCCGGCUCCAACUCCAACUCUGGUUCGUGCUCAUCAGCUGUGAGUGGCGCCCAGUCAGCUAUGCCCGCCAAGAACGAUGCUCACCUGUCCAGCCUCUCGCCAGCAUCCGCUUCGUCUUCAUCUGCCUCGUCCUCCUCUUCAUCGUCGUCAUCGUCCUCUCUGGCGGAGAUGCAGACGGUGCCCAAGCUGAUGAUCAAAACAACGCUAGCCGGGAGUAGCUGCAUCAGCAGCAGUGAGGAGCUUCCGCACCAGCAGCAGCAGAUACCAAAGUUAACAAUCAAGACAGGUGGCGGCGGUCAGGAGCACGUGCACACGGUCAUAAUGACGCACGACCUAAACAACGCCCAGAGCAUCCCCAAACUCACCAUCAAAACCAAAUCCAUAGAGGUGCUUGAUGACGAACCGGCGGCCAAGCUGGAGCAGCAGUUGCAGCCGCUGCCCAAGCUGACCAUCAAGAACUUAUGCUCACCAAAGCACAAGGUGCGUGCGGUGCUCGAGGAGAAGCCACCAACGGCGGCCUCCAAGUUGGCUAUUCCAAAACCUACGCCCAAUCCCACGCCGGCUCCCAUGACGAAUGGUGGCGAGUCGAACAGCAGUAGUCAAGAGUUCUGCGGCUUCUCCGAUCCGGACGCAGAUAUGGCAGCGGCAGCUUCCGACGAGGCUCGCCGCAAUUCGGACGACAUGGUGAUCGACGAUUCGCUCUCCAAGGAACACGAUCCCAAGAUCUUUCACAAUCUACCGCCUAUGCCCGCCAGCAACGGCAUAGCCAGCGGUGGGAGCAAGGCCAGUAAGGCCGGCAAGCCUGCCCAGUCCCAGCACAACGUUGUGGACAUGGUGGACCUGACCUCGUCACCGUCUCCGGGCUCUUCGCCAACUCAUGUGCCUAACAACUUCACUGGGCGCAUUUCGCCGAAAGGGUUGCUUCUCGAUUGUCUGCGGAUUCAAAAUGCGAUCGGCUGUUAUGUGAACGAGGAGGCUGACAGUCGCGUUAGGGCCGCUGCGUCGCCCAAUUCGAACAUAUUGCUCAGCCAGCUAACAGCGCCGGCUAAAAGCUUCACCACGACCACGCCUAAAAGCAAAUCCAGCAAGUAUCCUCAGCUAACGGAGCGCCUGAUGGCGAAUGGAAGUGGUAGCGGUGGAGGAUCUGUUGUUCCUGCAGAAGACGAAGCAGUUGUAGGUCCGUUGCCCCCCGCGAAUUCCGCCCAAUCUAUAAUCGAGUCCAUUGAAAUCCUGGACACGCCUGAUGGCAGCCCCAGGGUAAACUACAUGGACGAGGAUCCUCCCCCGAUGCUCAAUAAACAUCUGCAAACAAUUCACAAGCUUGCAAUGGAUCUCGGAGAGGAACAGCGUAUGGACACCCAAGACAACAACAACGAGAACCACUUGAAGCGCACUAUCAGCGAGGGAAACGAAUCUCCCAACAGUAGAAACCCUCCCAGCAAACAGAGACGUCUGGACAACGACGAGAACGAUCAGCAGACGCAGAAUUGCCACGAUCCCGCCAGAAAAUGCAGUGAAUCGCUGCAGGCGCUGCCGCCGUCACAUCGCUCGCGCAAGCAGAAGCACGAGCGGAUCCUAAACACGGAUCUGGAGGGCUCCCUCUUUCCACCCACCCAACAGCAGGCGAUUUCAACGCCGGAUCAAAAUGGAGCCUUGUCUUCGGAGGUCGAAACCGAGGAGGCUAAGGCUCAAGAUCCGCUGGAACCGGCUACCCCUCAGCUCCCGCCGGUAGCUACGCCGGCAGGAACGGGCAAGAAGCGGGGGCGUCCGAAGCGUAUCCAAAACCAGAACACAGCAGAGGGAGGAGUCACUGCCGCAGUUACUCCCAAACCCGGGACUCCACAGGAGGAGGCCACUAGCGCUGUCAAGUCGCGGCGUGUGCAACUGCUGCGCAAGCGACUGGCCAUCGAUAUGGUGAGCGUGGGCCAGGAGCAGACGGACAUGGCAGCGAAGGCUUCGCCAGUCGGCGAGCCAAAUGCAAGGGUUGACGACGAUCUUGCCGGCGCUCUGGAAACUCCAAAGAGUCGCGACCAUCGACCGCUGAGAGCCACGCGACGCACCACGACUAACACUCCCAGCACAAACACCAACCUGCAGCCCACGCCCAAGUCCACAAGGAAGCGCCAGAGCAAGGCCAGUGUCCAACAAACCCAAUUGCCACCGCCGACGAUGGCUCAGUUCGGUAGUGCGGAGGCCGAGUCCAAUAACAAUAACAGCAGCAUAUCCUUUGCCCUGACCGCGCAGAUCGACCUCACCAUGUGCUCGUCCAGUUCGUCGACCUCCUCCGGCGCUGCCGCCAACCAGCAGGUGAUCGGUGGGAGUGGCAGCAGCUCGAUGCUACCUCCGACGACCAUUCUGUCUUCAUCGGACCCGCUGCCCGAUGUCAUCUUCCAGCCAAAUGACUUCUCUUCUAUUAUGGCAACCCAGCAACUGCGCUCACCGCGCCCCUCAAGCAUCAGCGGUGGCAGUGCCGGAGGUAGCCAGCCAGAUUCUCACGAUGAGGACAACUACAACAGCGCGCUGGACAACUCCGGAGACGAAACUACGUUGCCGAUGCUUUCAAUAGUGACUCCCACGCGGGGACGUGGUCGUGGCCGGGGAUCCAGGGGCGGCCGUGGCAGAGGCAAUUCAUCGGUGGAUCGAGCUGCCAGCGCCGGAGGCACAGCCUCCACAACGCCUGCCACGCAACCUAGGGCGCCGCGGAUGAGCCGAGGAGCUAGCGCUGUUGCAAAGGCCAUCGCCAUGAAUCGACCAAGAUGCGUGGGCGGCCUCAAGCAUCAGCCCGAUCCCGAGAGACUUAAAGGCUUAUUCAGUCCGUCGCCGCAAGUGUUUGAGGAGGACACGCGUAUGAGCGCGGAUCUUAGCAACAGCAAUCAGUCGAUGGCCAGCCUGAUGGAACCCCCGCUAACGCCGCAGAAGCAACCCGACUUUCUCAAUAACGAGGAGUCACAGUCGUCUAUGGUGAGCAAUGUGAGCAUGAUCGACUCCAACCAGGGUCAGUCCGUCGACGCGAUUCUGGGCUCUGCUCUAAAACGUCCAAAGAAGAAGAAGAUGGAAAUUUGCGUGGCCGAAGACACCGACUACAACGCGUCCAGCAUCGCCGAGUACGACUGGCCACCGCCCAAAGGUUGCUGCCCCUCGAAGAAUCGCGACACCUUUAUGAUCCAAGAGCAAGUGGCGCUCUAUCUGGGCAUCACCAGCUUUAAGCGCAAGUACCCGGAUCUGCCACGCCGCGCGGUUGACAUGGAGGAGCGCAAUUGGCUUCAGGAGAAGGGGCUGGUCAGCGAGAAGUUGUGCGACCUGGGCAUCACCGCGGUGUGGGCCUCCGACAUAUUGGACAUCAUGUACGCGGACUUCUACGACAAGUACGAAGAGUACAAGGAGUAUAUACGUCAGAAGCAUUUGCGCGAAAUCGAAGCUAAGCAGAAAGCCCUAGGACUGACAGUCGGCGCCGGACGAGGUCUGCAGGCGCGCGACCGCGCCAUGCUUUCGGCCAGCAAGUGGAACGUUUACUUCAACAAGACCCGUAAGGAUGAGCGCCUGUCCUGCCUGGACCUGCAGACCUUCACGAUGAAUCAGCCGCAGAAAAGGACCGCGCCGACCUGUACCCGCCUAGAACGCUCCAUUGCGCAUUUGGUACGGGCAGUGGCUGAAGCGGCGAAUAUACCAGCACCGCCUACUCUCCUGCCGCCACGCGUCUACGACGAGGCCUUCCGCCACUCAGACUACGCUUAUCCACUCACUGUGGUGCCGGACCAGUUCUCGUUGGGCUACCGCCAGUUCGAGCCCGCCGAACUCCGAGCCUAUCCUCUGGACACGGCGCUGGACAAGCCGUCGACCGAUCUAAUGGAACAGCUGUUACAAGGCAAAUCCGAAGCUGUAGACAGCGAAGAAAUCAAAACGUCCGCCUCGGCCACCAAGGAUCUGGAGCAAGAGCAGUCCGCAAUCAAAUCUGAAUCGGUGACGGCGCCGGUUCGACGCAGCAGAAGGUCGACCCGCCAGCAUACAGACAAGGUUCGCACAGCAAGCAGCUCCAGCACGUCCUCCGCUCAAUCGGUCUCAUCCGCGUCCAGCGGCAACGGAAGCAGCAGUGAUACGGAUAGCGGCGAUGAAAGCGAUUUCAGCAGCAGCUCGAGCUGUAGCAGUUCGACGGGUGCCUCAAGUGGAGCAGGCAGCGAGGACGAGGAUGGAAAUGAGUUUUCAUCGUCGACCAGGCUGUCCAACUGCGGCGUCUGUCUGCGCAGUCAGCACCGCAAUGCUAGGGACAUGCCGGAAGCCUUUAUCCGUUGUUACACAUGCCGAAAGCGCGUCCAUCCCAGCUGCAUCGAUAUGCCCCAGCGCAUGGUGGGUCGCGUGAGAAACUACAACUGGCAGUGCGCCGGGUGCAAGUGCUGCAUUAAGUGCCGUAGCAGUCAACGUCCGGGAAAGAUGCUCUAUUGCGAGCAGUGCGACCGAGGCUACCACAUCUACUGCUUGGGCCUCAGGACAGUUCCAGAUGGUCGCUGGAGCUGUGAGCGUUGCUGUGUGUGCAUGCGAUGCGGGGCCACCAAGCCGGAAGGUCUGCCUCAGGUGGCCGCCGUGUCCCAGGCGUCCGGAGGACCGUCGCCCAACGGGGACCGCUCAAAGGCGGCGCGCAAUAAGCGCUUAAAAUGGGUCCACGAGUACCGCAUCGAUCACGUGACAAAGGUACGGGAGCACGCCGCCAUGUUCUGUGUACCAUGUGCGCGAACCAAGCCCGCCAAGCGGCAGUCGACGGGUGCGGCCGGGACGGCUACGGUCCCUCCUGUUUUGGAAACCACGUCCACGAGAACGGAUGACAGUCCGAUGCCAAGUCCCGGCCUGACAACCAACGGAGGACGCUCCCUUUCGCCAACGGCGGCACUGAGUCCAAAGGCAGCUGUGCCCGUGACAUCGUUGGCGCCCGUUCUUGAAGCGACGGCGGUGGCCACAAACAUUGCCGGAACGAUAGGCAGAAGGCAGGCGGCGAAUGCGGUCAAUAUCACAACGAUGCAGUGCAGCACCAGCUUCAGCGGGAACGGGGUCCCAGAGGACGCGGCGACUGUCACUGCAACGAGCACGGCCACGGCGGCAGCAGGAGCACCCACUGCCACUCCAAUAGGCAUAGCUCCUCCGCCUGUUGUUGCCUGAGUGGGGGUCAUACGUUAUUGUGCCAAGCGCACUCUAACGGACUUAUAGUAAGCGCCGGACGCGCCGCCCUCUACCAAGCCUCCAAACUGGUCGUAACCACAGUCCACAGACCGCAGCCCACAGACCACAGCCGCCAUCCCAAAAACACACAGAUGCAUAGUAUUAAUGAAUGCGACAAGGGGAGUGGAUUAAGAAUGGAGAGAAUAUUUAAGAAUUUUUUUUUACUAUGAUUAUUCUUUAUUGUCAGUACAUUGUAUUGAUUGUUUUUUACAUAUAUAUAUAUAUAUAUGAAUAUUCCUAUUAUAGUUAUGUUACUUAACUUUGCUAAUGUUAACAACCAAACCACAUAAACACACACAUGACACGCACCCCAAACACCAAGUAGACCACGUUAUGCUUAAGUCUUUUUUAACGCCUAAGUUGAAUAGCCUAGCACUAAGUCACAACUUCAUUUGUUUCUAGUGAAUUCAUUUGACGCAUUUUAGUUCAAUUGCGCAAACGCCCAAUUGCCCACGCGUUUUUAACGAAAGAUAGAGUGCUGUCCUGGCAGUGCGGCCUUGUUUGUAUUCCCGUGUCCUUGGAGGCUUGGUCCACGUGCUGGGCCUUGUCCAUGUCUGUAGGGCUAGCUGUUUCGUGUUAUUGUUUACUUUUGAAUCGAAAUAGUGUCUAUUUCUCAGCCUCCAAGUCUACGCCACCGUGCACCUGUGCAUCUGUAUCUUCUAUAUACAUAAUUCUGAUUUUAACUGUCUUACGCGCCGAAUUUUUUGAACAUGUAUAUGUGUGUAUUUAUAAGAACCACAGCCCUGUAGCCCAUGUAAGUAGUUAAGCACAGCCUAAGUAGUGUCUUCAUGUGCGGUAGCUGCUUGUUUUUUUUUCGUUUAGUUUCGGUAGAUUCGUAAGCGGAGGAGGAACCUGGUUCGCUCGAGAAUCGGGGAGCCAGGUUCCACUCUGUAAUCGUAUGGCUAAGAAUGUAUUAUAAAUGUAAUUUAUGCUAACACAUAACCCAACAAUCGGAACCACACACCACACACACAAAUAUAUAUAUAAUUAUAUAUACUAGCUGUAACGUAUAAGAUGAAAGCACAAGAACAGAUACAGAUGUGGCUAGCGAGGAUUAGGAGGAAGAACCAUGUGUGAAAUAAUGUUAGGCAACAGUUCUAAUACCGCCGCAGAAUAGGUAGCUCUAAGUUUUCGGUCUACUUAAGAUGAAGUGGAUCUACACACGGGCCCAGCUACAGACGCUGAAGAGACCUCGGUAAUCCACUUUCUACGGAAAGUAAAGCUUAAGUCCUUCAUAUUAAGUGAAAUUAUUCUUAUGUAUACAUACUAAAAGAUUUAUUUUUAAGUCGAAUAAAACAGCAGCAUUAAUAA